Molecule: messenger RNA, 1698 nt
Organism: Paramacrobiotus metropolitanus
Lineage: Eukaryota; Metazoa; Tardigrada; Eutardigrada; Parachela; Macrobiotidae
Exons: 3
Coding region: 458-1042 (194 amino acids)
Source: RefSeq, a predicted model, not a curated record
AGUUAGACAUCGUGUGCAUCUCAUUCUGUCCGCGCAAGCGGACGUUGCGCUAUCUGCAACGUCGGGAUGCCCGGCCGCUAACUGCUAGCUACUUGGAAAACGUUUGCGCCGCUGCGCAGGAGAAGGCGACGUGGUCACGGUCACGGUCACCCCGAACAGCGCAGCCGAUGAUCAUGAGCCCAGUUGAGCCUUCCGAAACUGAUGGUGGCAUGUCGCUACCGCCGGUACUGCUGCUAGAGGUCUUCCGCUCGCUGGACUCCAUGCAGCGCUUUCGCUGUCGGCGGGUGUGUCCCUUGUGGAACACGCUGCUCAACACGGACGGACACUUUUCCGAUGUGCGCGUGUCCGUGGAUGCGGGGGCCAUGCCGAGGCGGAGUACGACGAAAUACCGUUCGACACCCACGGCUUGUACUUGCCGGCGGCUGGACUACUCAAAUGCCUCAGCCGCGCAACCAGGAUGGUGGUUGUUACUCAGCUGGACACACCCCAGGCCCAUCACAUCACCGGUUUGAUCAGGAGCCUUAUCAGCCCCGGCCGCCUGUGGGCGCUGGUGUUCCAUGACUGUGGUUUUGGUCUUGGCUUCGAUUUGUUUUUUCCCGAUCUUAUGGAGGACAUGACUCGUCUGAUCGGCCGGUGUUCGCCGUGCGACAGAGUGAUCCUGAAGAACUGCUGGAUGCUCGAUGAUCCUCUCGAAGCAUUUGUAGCGCAGCACUCCUUCAGCGUGGACCUGCGAGAUCAGAUCGAGCUGCAGAUGUGGGAUCUGUUUGAAACCGGUCUCAUUCUCCGCAGUCCGCUGAAUCGACCGGAGUUGGCCGGGUGGAUAGCUGGCUGCGUUGCGCAAUUUACGGAAAACGAAGACGAGCCGGUUAGAGAUCUUCUAGUGCCGACACUGCGUUACUAUCAGAGCGCAGACCCGCGCCCGUCCUCCCAUUUCCACGAGUGCGAGUGGUCCAAGGCCAAUAUCUCCACGCUGGAUGUCAACCAGCUGACCCAACUGACGGCGGUCGCUCUGAAUGAAAGCCGGAGACGGUUAGCCUUUUAGUUUUCCCAGUUCCCAAAUCACUGCCACUAUCGAUCGUUGAGGAACACUGUCGGCUCCGUACGGAAUCAAAUGGCCAAUGGUUAACUGCAGUUUUGCUGUUUACCGGCGGAAGCGUUGUCUUAAUUUUGUUUGGAAGACUUGUAAUUAUCCCUGUACGCCUAACUGUAGCAUACUGCGAAGUUCAUCGCGUUUCGGAUACUUUUGCAAUACGGAUUCCUGUACUGGAGACAUGGUUUUCUCUACGUUGAUAAAUUGAUCCACAUAGGAAAACGUCAUGAUGAAUUUUUAUUAAUCUUAUGUAUAAACUUGUAUAAAAACCACGUAGCCAGCUUUUAAUAAGCUAUUGUCAUGUGAAGCAACGCGGAGAAUCACGUCAAUCCGGAUUCCCAAAAUGUCCGAAAAGCGAAUGUCAAAGUAUUGCUCCCACAAAACGCUUUCCUGCUCGAACUCAGAGCAUGCAUAUGGCGUUGUUGUGUUCCGGCUGCACAUUGCUUGCGGGUUUUAUUGCACCAUUUUGGAAUCAUGGACCGACUGGUGUUGCUCACGUUCUGUUGUCUUACAUGCACUGUACCUGUUAAUCGUCAACUUUCAUUUAACCGUUCCAUACAAGACUGUGUCCGUGCAACAAUUUGUCUAUUUAUAGAAAAUCCGUUUGC